Messenger RNA from Aphis gossypii (cotton aphid), 805 nucleotides. Its product is annotated as putative nuclease HARBI1. Lineage: Eukaryota; Metazoa; Arthropoda; Insecta; Hemiptera; Aphididae. The record is from RefSeq and is a predicted model, not a curated record. The coding region runs from base 140 to 805 and encodes 221 amino acids. The transcript is spliced from 2 exons.
UUUCUACAGGCCUUUCAGGUUCAUUGCCGAAACAACUAUUUACCUCUACUUUUCUCUAUUUUUUGCCAUUUCUUCCCCAUUCCAUACUUCCAGCAUCUUCAAGUCUUUUUUUAUUUAUGAUACACCUUACUAUUUUUAAAUGGCAUUUUUAAAUGAAGUGUAUACAUUACAGAGAUCUUUCUACAAAAUUGCUCGAUUCCCAAAAGUUAUUGGUGCAAUAGAUUGCACACAUUUUCGAAUUCAAAGCCCAGGAGGUCAUAAUGCCGAAUAUUUUCGAAGCCGAAAAGGAUAUUUUUCAUUAAAUGUCCAAACAGUUGUUUCACCCAAUUUAAAAAUAAUGGACAUUUUAGCUCGUUGGCCAGGAUCUUGCCAUGAUCAAACUAUUUUCAGGAAUUCAAACAUUCACAAUCAAUUGGCUAAUGGUAAAUGGGGAAAAAGCUUAAUUGUUGCAGAUAGUGGAUAUAAAAAUACCAGUCAUAUUGUGACUCCUUUUAUAAAUCCAAGAGGAAACAUUGAAGAGCUAUACAAUGAAUCAAUAAUUAGAACCAGAAAUCCAGUAGAAAGAGCAUAUGGAGUUCUUAAACGUAGAUUCCCAAUUUUAUCUCUUGGUCUACGCUUGAAGCUAACUACAUCACAAGCUGUAAUUGUUGCUUGUUCAGUUUUACAUAACAUUGCAUGUGAUAACAAUGAUUUAGAAGCCCCCGAUCUCAUAGACAUAGUAUUACCACCAAAUGAAAUAAUCAAUAUUAAUCCCCAAGAAAUAUAUGAAGAGGGUUAUGCAAGACAACAAUUGAUUAACGAGUAA